CCGCGGCACGCGCGGGGCGGUGCGGGCGGGGGCCCGAGCCAGAGCCGCAGCGGGAGCGCGAGCGGCGAGCGGGGCUGUCCGAAAGCCCGCGGGAGCUCGUCGCGCCCGGGCGCUGGGACCCGCCUGGCCAAGCGCGCCGGCGCCGCGACCUCAGACAAAGGCGCCGCUCACGCCCGGCCGCCGCGAUCUGGAGCUCUGCCGCGGGGAAGGAGACUCUGAAAGAUGCCGAGUUCCUGCAGCGGCUCUGAGUCCAGCGGAGCACAGCCUCGUUCGAGGUGGCAUGGGUGAGGGGGCGACAGAGGAUGCUGCCCCCGCUGAAGCCUCCAGAGAAGCCUGGCCUGGCAGCUGAGCACCCCUGGGAUUCGGGACUUCAGGUGUAACUUGGUGUAGAGCUCAUGCACACAGUGCUUGAAUCUCUCCAGCUUUCCUCACUGGCACUCACCAGGCUGGUCUGGGUUGCAGCAUCCAAGGUGAGCUGGUAGAAAGGGGAGCUGGUCAAGGUGGAAAGAAGCCCCUAGAAGCCUCCAGAAUCCGUUGUUGGAAUCCCUUCAUUCUGCUCAGGACACAGAGACCAAGCUACCAAGCUGCCUGGGGCUGUGAUACCACCGAGCUUUGGACCAGUGUCAGUAAAGAAACGCAGCUCAGCAAAGGCAUUGCAGCCCCAAGGAAUCUCUCUUAACAAAGGAUUUAAAGGGGAGAGUUUCUGCAUUUUCACUUUGUGGUCCAUUCUGAUAGACAACUUGACACUCACGUGGAUAAUGAGCCUGGUUUUUCUUUCCAAGAUGCUACCCUUGAAAGAAACAUGAGCCAUUGUAAGUGUGGAGGAGGGCUUGGGAUCCCCAGGAGUUGGUGGACAGCCCUCCCAGGGCAGGUUAACAAAGCAGCGUGAGCCUCCGGCUUCUGCAGCUCAGCAAGCAUGGACAUGUGCCACUCUUGUCUCCAGAGAGUUGGUGGCAGUGACAUCACCACAAGAAAAAGCAUCCCUUUGCUCUGGAACUUGACAGAAUGAGGUGUGCUGGGGAAGCCACUGGCCGGGACUUGGCCUUUCCUGACUGCCCCUCUGUCCCACGGGCAGCCCCUGACCACCACUGAGCCAACGAUGGCCGAGAAGGGUGACUGCCUUGCUAGUGUCUACGGGUAUGACCUCGGUGGGCGCUUCGUUGACUUCCGGCCCCUGGGCUUUGGCGUCAAUGGGCUGGUGCUGUCGGCCAUGGACAGCAGGACCUGCCGGAAGGUGGCCGUGAAGAAGAUCACCCUGAGCGACGCCCGCAGCAUGAAGCACGCGCUCCGGGAGAUCAAAAUCAUCCGGCGCCUGGACCACGACAACAUCGUGAAGGUGUACGAGGUGCUGGGGCCCAAGGGGGCCAGCCUGCAGGGCGAGCUGUUCAAGUUCAGCGUGGCCUACAUCGUGCAGGAGUACAUGGAGACCGACCUGGCCCGCCUGCUGGAGCAGGGCACCCUGACCGAGGAGCACGCGAAGCUGUUCAUGUACCAGCUGCUCCGCGGGCUCAAGUACAUCCACUCGGCCAACGUGCUGCACAGGGACCUGAAGCCCGCCAACAUCUUCAUCAGCACGGAGGACCUCGUGCUCAAGAUCGGGGACUUCGGGUUGGCGAGGAUCGUCGAUCAGCACUAUUCGCACAAGAUGGUAAAACCGAGGCCUGGAAAGGAAGAGAGACCCACUCAAGGUCACACGAUGAGUGGCUGGGCCAGGAGUGCAACGCCCGUGGUUCAGCUCCGUGUCCACCGACUUUCCUGGCCCCUCUGCUCCAUGGUCUUGCGGACCGGACAGGGUCCUCCUCGCUUUACGGGAUUCAUGUUAGAGUCGAAUGCAAGUGUGGAUGUCAAAGUACUUUCAGAUGGUUAUCUGUCGGAAGGCUUGGUAACGAAGUGGUACCGCUCACCACGCCUGCUCCUCUCCCCUAACAACUACACCAAAGCCAUCGACAUGUGGGCCGCGGGCUGCAUCCUGGCCGAGAUGCUCACGGGGAGAAUGCUCUUUGCAGGGGCUCACGAGCUGGAGCAGAUGCAGCUCAUACUAGACACCAUCCCUGUGAUCCGGGAGGAGGACAAGGACGAGCUGCUCAGGGUGAUGCCUUCCUUCGUCAACAGCACCUGGGAGGUGAAGCGGCCCCUGCGCAAGCUGCUCCCUGAAGUGAACAGUGAAGCCAUCGACUUCCUGGAGAAGAUCCUGACCUUUAACCCCAUGGAUCGCCUGACAGCCGAGAUGGGGCUGCAGCACCCCUACAUGAGCCCGUACUCGUGCCCCGAGGACGAGCCCACCUCACAGCACCCCUUCCACAUCGAGGACGAGAUUGACGACAUCCUGCUGAUGGCCGCCAGCCAGAGCCAGCUCUCCAACUGGGACAGGUACCCUGUGAGCCUGUCAUCGGACCUGGAGUGGCGGCCCGACCGCUGCCUGGACGCCAGCGAGGUGCAGCGCGACCCGCGCGCCGGCUCGGCCCCGCUGGCAGAGGACGUGCAGGUGGAUCCACGCAAGGACUCGCACAGCAGCUCCGAGCGCUUCCUGGAGCAGUCGCACUCGUCCAUGGAGCGCGCCUUCGAGGCCGACUACGGGCACUCCUGCGACUACAAGGUGGGGUCGCCGUCCUACCUGGACAAGCUGCUGUGGCGCGACAACAAGCCGCACCACUACUCGGAGCCCAAGCUCAUCCUGGACCUGUCGCACUGGAAACAGGCGGCUGGCGCGCCCCCGACUGCCGCCGUGGCCGCAGACGCAGGGGCGCGCGAGGACGAGGACGAGCAGGCCAGCCUCUUCCUGGAGAUCGCGCAGUGGGUCAAGAGCACGCAGAGUGGCCCAGAGCGCGCCAGCCCACCCCCAGAGGGGCCUGAGCACCGCUUGUCUGGCCCUGAGCACCGCUUGUCUGCCUCCCCGCCCAGCCACCCUGCCGCCAAAGACGGCGGCGCCAGCCCCCAGUUCGACCUGGACGUGUUCAUCUCCCGCGCGCUGAAACUCUGCACCAAGCCCGAAGACCUACCAGACAAUAAACUGGGCGAUCUCAAUGGCACAUGCAUCUCCGAGCACCCUGGAGAUCUCGUGCAGACGGAGGCUUUCUCCAAAGAAAGGUGGUGAGGGCUGAGGGGGCGCUCCAGCACAACCCCCAUCCCCACCCAGAAGGGCCACCUAGGAAAGCAGGGCCUGGUGGCAGGAGGCCAGCUCCCUGGCACCUCCACCGCCCCAUCCGCCCCUCUCUGCUGCCUGGGGGUUAGCAGAACACAGGAAGGAUCCGAGGAGCGAGAGGAAUGUCCAUUUCUUAAACUGCCUUAAUAACUAGCCUUUAACCUCUGGGAGCGGGUUUGAACAGGAGCCUAGUUUGGGUUGAUCACUGUCCCAGCGAAGAGGAGGCCCUUGCAUUUUCUAAGUGGUGGCGUGCAGGGAAGAAACGUGUCUUAGACCCAGUCCUCAGGCCCUGUCUGGGUGGGUGGACACAGGAAUCUUGCAGGCCUGGUGUUGAAACCAUCUGGCCCAAAAAGCUUCAACUGACAGAUGAGGGAAGACAGGGAGAAGCAGAGAAGCAAUGUCUAGCCAGUGCUUGGGCACGCCUUGAACCCUGGUCUCCUGGCCCUCAGCCAGUGUCUGUGCUCUGUAGAACGCCUCCCUCUGCUGGGUGGCGCUGGCGUUUCAGUCAGAGAAGUUAGUCCGAGAGCAUCUUCCCUGUCCGUGACCAUCUGACCCAUGCCAUUUUCUUUUAUUUGGAACAAUGUUUCUUGUGUUCCAAAAUUGAAAACUGAGCCAGGGUCUUUUCCCUCUGCAAGCAUAUUUUUUCUGGUGCCUCUAGUGCAUAAACAUCCUCAUUUGCCGUGCCCCUGCGUUUGCCUUCCCCCCUGCAUGAUCUGAAAUCUUUGUUUAGAUCAGGCCAGUUUGGGGUCUGUGGGUAAGAGAACUCAUUCUCCUAGGCCUGUGCACCCACCUCCUCUACACUUCUUGCACACUUUUCUGACACAGGUGCAGACAUGGUGACAGCUCUGGCUCCCCAAGGGGUGUCAUACACGGGUGAGGUGGAGGGAUAGGGAGCCCCUCCAGAGCUCCCACACCUAAUGAGGUGCUUACCAUGGAGCAAAUGUGUUAGGAGGGAAGAGUUCAGAAGGGCCCUAUCAGGUAUCAUGAAUAUUGCCCUUAAUUUUGAUCAACUAUUUAGCCCUGGCAAAGAGCAGGCCCUAAAAGAAGUUCAUUGGAGAGCAAGUGGCCUGGGGGACGAGGAAUCCAGGAAGGCAGGAAGAUGUGAGAGGUGAGGUGCCAACAGCGAGGGCACUCAGGGGUCAGGCAGCAGCAUGGAGACCUCAUGACAGCAGAAGGGACUCCAAGCAACCACGCCCCUCCUGGUUUAGGCCAGGGUGAAUACGGAACAUGCGCAGCCAGAGGGGCACCCCCCACGCAGAGCCUGGGGUGAUGGUGUGAGGGCACAGCAGCCCCUCUGCAGAAGCAGAGUCCCGGGACCUGGAAUGCCGUGCUAUUGCCACCGCUGGUGUUCAGCCCCACCCCCACCCCCACCACAACCCAAAGAUACCCAUGGGAAGUCUAGCCACACUAGGCAGAGGGUCCCCCGGUCUUGGUCUUAGCUGUGUCCACCUUCACUGCAACAGCACCUUAAAUCUAAUCAGCUAACUAGGAUUUGUACAUCGGAACCUGCAACAGAUUAGAAACUUCUAUUUAAAAACGCAAUUAAUCACACUGACCGAGUUUUAAAUGGAGACUACGUCAAUAUGAAGUAUUUGGUUUGGUUUUUAUUUCAAAGAAAAGGAAAGGUACCCUGCUCCUCAUGUGCCAUUUGUCCUCAGAGGGCGGCUUUCCGUUUUCAGUGAA
Molecule: messenger RNA, 4825 nt
Organism: Phyllostomus hastatus (greater spear-nosed bat)
Lineage: Eukaryota; Metazoa; Chordata; Mammalia; Chiroptera; Phyllostomidae
Gene: MAPK4
Product: mitogen-activated protein kinase 4
Exons: 7
Coding region: 1100-3094 (664 amino acids)
Biological process (GO): intracellular signal transduction; protein phosphorylation; cell surface receptor signaling pathway
Cellular component (GO): nucleus; cytoplasm
Molecular function (GO): ATP binding; MAP kinase activity
Source: RefSeq, a predicted model, not a curated record